Glossina fuscipes is the source of this 2497-nucleotide messenger RNA. Its product is annotated as putative inorganic phosphate cotransporter. The coding region runs from base 328 to 1818 and encodes 496 amino acids. Gene Ontology annotation, biological process: monoatomic anion transport; transmembrane transport. The transcript has 4 exons. Gene Ontology annotation, cellular component: plasma membrane. The record is from RefSeq and is a predicted model, not a curated record. NCBI's taxonomy places the organism in Eukaryota, Metazoa, Arthropoda, Insecta, Diptera, Glossinidae. Gene Ontology annotation, molecular function: transmembrane transporter activity.
AAAUAAAUGAAUGGAAUUUUUAUAAGAAAAAAAUUAUAUCGAAACAUUUGUUUUCAAAAACUGUGUCAUAUAAUUCGAUGUUGUAAACGGAAACAAACCAUGUUUUUCGUUUUUAUCGCAUAAGCGAAUAACAUAACAUUUAUAAUACGUGGUAUACUCUGUGCUACCGGUGUUUUUUGAAAACCGUGCAAAACAGUGGAAAUUCAUUAAAAUUAGUGCAAUUGUUGACUCAAUUUUGAGAAGACGAACUUGAACAAUAAACACAUAUAUACAAAUGUAAUAAAAAGUGUUUAUAAUAAAAGGCAUAUUUCAAUUGAUUUCGUUAAAAUGAAAAUUUCAAAUAUUUUGCAUAAAAAUGGUUCAUUAACAUUAAGUACAGCGCAGCAUACAUCAAAGGAUAUCUCCAGCUCGGAUACAAGUAAUAAAACAGGUCCGAUUUUUGGUGUACGACAUUUGCAAUGCCUUUUGGUAUUUUGUGGGCUUUCAGUGGCCUACGCGCUGCGGGUGAACCUUUCUGUGGCUAUUGUGGCCAUGACUGAUCGAAAUGAUUCAAAUCCCAACUUCGAUGAAUACAAAUGGACUGAGAAAACGAAAUCUUUGGUAUUAAGCAGUUUUUUUUGGGGUUAUGUUGUUACCCAAGUUCCUGCCGGUUCCUUGGCCCACAAAUUUGGUGGUAAAAUUAUGCUAUUGCUAGGCAUAGGAGUGUGUUCCGUGUUAACGAUAUUAACGCCAAUUUGUGCUAAAUUGGGCGACUGGAAGCUGGUAUGUGGCUUACGAGUGAUACAGGGCUUGAGUCAAGGAUUUUUAUUUCCUUCGACUCAUACCAUACUAUCGAAAUGGGCUCCGGUGGAGGAAAGAGGUACAUUAGGUACUUACAGCUAUUCGGGCGCUCAAUUCGGUACCGUAGUUAUGCUGGCCACAAGUGGCGUGGUAGCCUCAUCGUCUAUGGGUUGGCCAGGUAUAUUUUACAUAUCCGGUGGCGUAGGCAUGGUAUGGACAUUCGCUUGGUUUGCAUGGGGAGCUAGUUCACCGGCUGAAUAUAAAAGAAUCUCCCCAGAAGAAAAGAAACUUAUAGAAACCUCAUUGGGCUUCGCGAGCAAACCUGAAGAGAACACUACACCGAUGAAAACUCCUUGGUGCAGAAUUUUAACAUCAGUACCUUUCUUAGUGUUAACUUUGGUUCAUUGCACUCACAAUUGGGGCUUUUGGACUCUAUUAACAGAGAUUCCAACGUAUAUGAAAAACAUCUUGGGCAUGGAUAUCAAAAGUAAUGCUUUGUUAUCAGCUUUGCCUUAUACGGCCAUGUUUCUGAUGUGCUUCGUCUUCUCCACUCUUCAAUCGACCCUUAGCCGACAUCAAUGCAUACCAUUAUCAGUGAGUCGUAAACUCUUUAACUCAAUCGGUCAUUGGAUACCUAUGAUAACAUUAAUUGCUUUGGGUUACGUGGGAGCUGAUCGAAUAAAUUUGGCGAUAGUCUUAUUAACCAUUACGGUCGGCAUAAAUGCGUCCACUUAUCUUGGUUUUCAAGUGAAUCAUAUUGAUUUGUCACCAAAUUUCGCUGGCGUUCUAAUGGGCAUAACAAAUUGUGCGGCGAAUAUCAUGAGUAUUAUUGCUCCUUUAAUUGUAGGAUUCAUUGUAACCGAUGAGAAAAAUUCUGCACAAUGGCGUUUCAUUUUUUUUAUUGCUGCCGGUUUUUAUUUCAUUGGAAAUUUAUUGUUUGUGGUAUUUGGUAAGACAACAGUACAAUCUUGGAAUGAUAUGGAAAGUACACGUGUCGCGAAGGGGCGUGAUGGUAACUGUGCAGAGUCACAGCAUUAAAAGUUCGAAAUAGUUUAACUUAUGAAUAUUUCCUAGUCAUGUAAAGCCAUAACACUGUUGACACCGAAUCAGUUACAUUAUCAUUGUUUAAUUGCCUAAGUUUAUGUGUAUAUGUAAUUUUUAUAGAUUUCUUUUCGAAGCCAAUUAGCUGUUAUUUAUAUACGUAACUUUGAAUUAAUUAUAAGUUCUAUUAUAUAUAUAUAUAAUAAAUGUACAAAAACGAAACCAAAAGUACAAUCGAAUCGAUUGACGACUGAUUAAAAGAAAUAUGCGAUGCUGCUGCGGUAUAACAAAGUGCAUUGAAUGCAAAUGAUACGCUUAUCAAUUAUUUUUAGCAUAUUAUCAUACAAUUAGCUGAGCUAAAAUAUUCAUUCUCUGUGGACUGUCAUCGUCAUCUGAUAUAUUGAGAAAAAUAUUUCGAUUUCUUCCCUUAAGAUCUAAUGUAAUGAAGUUUCGCAGAAAAAAGCAAAAAAAAAGUAAAAAACAGACAAACUGUUCUACAGUUUGUAAUAGUACUACCGCAGCAGUUCAUUGUGUUGGCACUAAAAACUGUCCCUUAUCUCUCAGCUCUCAGCUUAUGUUACUUCUCCAAACACUAGUUGAAUAACAAAAUCAAGGUUAAGCGAUGCGUUGUUCCUUUCACUUUUAGAUUGGGGUUUUUUCCUGCAGGGUUACUUUU